AUGCACAACCACCCAUCACCCUGGCGCCCUGUCUUCACCUCUCCAUUUACGCAACCACAGGCAAAGACAUCCACGUUAACUUUGACGAAGCCCAGACGCCGCGGAAAGAAGAUCGUGCCACUCCGCAAUAUCAGAAGAAUAAGAUCAGAAGACAUCAUCCACCACAGCAUGGCUUCCUCCUCCUCCCAGCCUCAAGAGGCAGGCCAACAAAAGACUCUCACCACCAAAGCCUCCAAUGAAUCCCUCGCCACCGCCUCGACGGUAAUCCCCGACAGCGAGGUCACCACAACGGGAAAGCAACCACAGGCACCGACUCGGUACCUCUACUAUGAGAAAGUGGGGGAGCCAGACCCGAACUAUGUCCCCAAGCCGCCCUCAAAACUGGCCAAGUUCAUGGCCAAAUUCCAGAGCCCGAUGGUGAAAGCGACAGAGGCCAAGAGACAGGCCGAGAUUGACGAGGAGAAGAGAACGGGCAUCAAGGUUUAUACUCCGGCUGGGGCGCCGAUGGGGAGUGGGCAGCACAUUGGGAAUGCGUUGAGUUAA
Molecule: messenger RNA, 543 nt
Organism: Podospora pseudopauciseta
Lineage: Eukaryota; Fungi; Ascomycota; Sordariomycetes; Sordariales; Podosporaceae
Exons: 1
Coding region: 1-543 (180 amino acids)
Source: RefSeq, a predicted model, not a curated record